GUUUUCAAUAUGUAAUGGCUGCGCCCAUGUACAUGCAGUCGAAUGUCAACAAGCUCAGAGCAGGCGUUGAGAAAAUAAACACGUAUGAAGAUGUCGCUGUGUUUACGUUUGUUUCACUUUGGAAGACAGGCCUGGUGCAGAUCCUUUACCCAGAAAAACAUGUACAGUGUUACCAACCACUGUAGACAAUGCAGAAGACAUCAACACAGCGUCCAAAGGUCUAGUAACAUAUCCGAGUUAGAGUCGUCACUGUUUGUAAGUGGUGUUUAUCAGGACGACUCACUAUUACUGUCAUUAGACCUUGAUAUUGAGGCGAUGUUGCAUGACCUGGAUUCCAAUCUACACUCAAGAAAACACACCAGCUGGAACAGCGAUCACAUCAACCAGUUUAAAGACAACUACAGAAAGUUUGCUGAGAUAAGUGUGAAGUUGAAAAACAUAGAGGAAGACCAAAAGAACACAAGUUUCUUAUUUCAAUCCAUUAAACAGAAGCAGAAAAACUCAACUUUGACCAAAGAAGAAGCAGAACAGGAGAGAGCAGUUCUGCGGGACAAGGGGAGACAACUAAAACUGCAGCACACUAGCCUCAUGGAUGAAUAUUUGACUCUAGAGCAAGUUGUCAUUUUCCAUGCUCUUCGGAUACCUAACCAUCUACAUAUAGACACACCAAACGAUGAGUUGAAGGAGCUGGACAGGUGUGGCUUCCCAGAAAAAGUGGAGAUAUCAAAUGAAAAAUUGAACAAAACUCUGAAAAAAUGUAUAAAAUUCAGUAAUAUUGGCCGGAGGUCUUAUUAUCUGAUGUCUAACGCAGCAUUGAAGGAGCAGGAACUCAUCACCAGUGUGUCCUCAGGACUACGGGGGUCAGGCUUCACACACAUGGUGUGUCCUGAGAUCUUCAAGACUAUCCCUGUGGAGGGUGCUGGCAUCACCCCACAAGAUCCCAAGGAGGUGUACAAAGAACCAAAAAAGGUGGGGCUUGCUUCAAAAUAA
Messenger RNA from Mizuhopecten yessoensis (Yesso scallop), 990 nucleotides. Its product is annotated as serine--tRNA ligase, mitochondrial-like. Gene Ontology annotation, molecular function: ATP binding; serine-tRNA ligase activity; tRNA binding. The transcript is spliced from 10 exons. Gene Ontology annotation, cellular component: mitochondrion. The record is from RefSeq and is a predicted model, not a curated record. Bases 85 to 990 code for a protein of 301 amino acids. Lineage: Eukaryota; Metazoa; Mollusca; Bivalvia; Pectinida; Pectinidae. Gene Ontology annotation, biological process: mitochondrial seryl-tRNA aminoacylation.